GGAGGUGAUAUAAGUGUCUAUAUAAUAGCGGCUAAAUUGCUAAUUUUCUCCUUAUUUUUCAAAUAACUUUACAAAUUAUAGCAUAUAUAUAUGAAUAUGUUGUUUUCGCCCCCUAAAAAAGGGGAGAAGUCAAAGAUACCGACUCAAACCACAUAAAUAAAUUUAAGCUGUAAAAAAGAAGGUGUCAUCUUCAACCGCCGGCAUGGCCUCAAACGACAAUGGCGGCAAAAGCCCAUCACUACACCCUAUCCACCACCACCACUGCGGCGGCGCCCACCGCCAUUACUUUUACGUGUCGCCUCGCUGCCCACUCCACCGCCCUAUUCUGCAACCAAGCAAUCACACUCCGUCGUGCUCUCUCUCCACCUCUCACCCCUUUGCUUCAAUUCCGACCGAUCCCCAAUCGUCCCAUCUCACUACGCAUCCCGAUCAGAUAUCCAAUGAUGCACAGAUGAUUGAUAAUGAAAUGGAGAAUCUUGAACAUGAAGAUGAGGAAGAAGGAGAUCCCAUUUUCGUUCUUACCGAUGAAUGGAGGGAAUUCUUCGCAAAGUCCGAUGCCAAAAGGAAACUAGCGAAGAAGCAAGCUAAGAAGGGGAAGAAGUAGAAAAAGAAAACUCUUUGCAUUUUGGAUAGCUUAAUUCUUGAUACAAUGGAGUGAUUGCUCCAUUUUCUUGUCUUUCUGAGUUCCAACGAACGUUUCAAGCUGGGAUUUUUAAGUCUUUCUUGUACCUUAAUCUUACCAAGCUUUGAUCCCA
Salvia miltiorrhiza (redroot sage) is the source of this 755-nucleotide messenger RNA. RefSeq lists its product as uncharacterized. The transcript has 3 exons. The record is from RefSeq and is a predicted model, not a curated record. Lineage: Eukaryota; Viridiplantae; Streptophyta; Magnoliopsida; Lamiales; Lamiaceae. The coding region runs from base 203 to 604 and encodes 133 amino acids.